Histoplasma capsulatum G186AR is the source of this 9411-nucleotide messenger RNA. RefSeq lists its product as uncharacterized. Lineage: Eukaryota; Fungi; Ascomycota; Eurotiomycetes; Onygenales; Ajellomycetaceae. The record is from RefSeq and is a predicted model, not a curated record. The coding region runs from base 1 to 9411 and encodes 3136 amino acids. The transcript has 3 exons.
AUGGCCCCCGAAACGAUGGAACUGUCGCAUGGCGCAAUUAUGUACUUGAUUCAUCACAUUUUCCUCCCGCCUGAACUCCCCCAGGAAGAUGACUUCAAUUCGCAUUACGAAAAUUUACUGCUGGACACCAUAUUCCAGGCUCUCUUAGAUUUUAAGCACUGUGUCACACGCGACCAGCAUGGAAUCGUCGAUUUGGUCAUUGUUAUGAUCUCAAACUUGAAGACUGUGCGUGAGUGUUCAAGUUCUGAUGGUUCCCUCAGCGAAGAGAAGCUUGAGAAUGCUCUUAAAAAUCUUUGCAACAAUGGUGGGAUGGUUCCGCUUCACAUACGGGCCCAGAAUACAGGCAUAUUGGUCGGCAAGGUCGCCAACUCCGUUAAUUUCGAGUUAUUUGAACUAUCUCCACUCAAUCAAGCUGUUAUCACAACAAAAGGCAGGCUUAGACGGUCUUUCCCAGGGCCGGUCUUCUCUUUGGGCACUGGUGCAUUUCAGGCCCCCGGAUUUCAAGCUAUGGUCUCUCGUACACUUACUAAGAUGAGCUAUCAGCCUUCUGCGGAAACAAUGCCGAAGGUGAAGAAGGCCGGACAAAUGCACGAUGAGAUCCGAGACACUGUGCACCCAAAGAUGGUAACUGAGCUUUUUGCGGGGAUUCUAAGGUCUGUUGGCCAACCUGCGGACGUGUCUCGCCUUUGGAAAAAUACUCGGGAAGAAGUAUUGUGGAGCGAUGCUUUGCUACCGUGGCGAAGAUCUCCACUAUGGCUGUUUGUCCGUGUUGUAAUGCAACUUGUCUUCUCCAGAGAAACAAAAGUUGCGACAAGGCCUCUAGUGGGUCUCUACAAAGAGUUUAUGAUAUUUCUCAUGAGUCGUGUUCUGAAAUCAUCACUCAGACAUUCAUUUCACAGCGAUCUCCUAUAUAUCCAGAUUGCCAAAAUCUCUCGCCGAUUACUUAAAAUCGACUCGCCCCUUCAGGAAUCAACACAGUCUUUCGUUACAAAAACGAUGCAGAACGCCAGAGACCGGAUUCAAAAUAUAUGGUCGAGCCUCGUGAAAAAUAGCGGUCCCCGCUACGACCUAUCUGGCCUUGGAUGCCUGGAUUUCAACCAAGAUGUAUUUCAUUCUCUCCCAGCAUUAGAUGAAUAUAUCGAGUUGCUUCCCGAACGAGAAAUCAUCAAUAACUUUGGCCCAUUUCAACCAGCUUCCAUUCUCGCGAAAUAUAGCGCUGACGAACCUCCAAAUUGCCCAAACAUCUUGGCCGAGGAACAUGCGUCGUUUAAUUUGAGGGUCAUAGAGGAUUGGGUUGUCUCUAAGCUACCUCAGUGGCUGCAGUGCCAUAAAUCGAACGGCAGCACUUGUGGCAAGCUAGGCGACUUGAUUCAAAAUUACUAUGCUAUUGCCUCUCCCGUUCAUUCAAAAAACCCGGAAGCCUUUUCCGCAAUGCUGCUCAUCAUUCUUGAACUUUGGGUUGCUUGUGACGAAUCUGCUGUGCAUAUAUGCAAACUUCUUUUGGAUUAUGACCCGGGAAUUCCUCAAGGCCUUUUUCAAUCUUUAGUUUUGCCUUUCAAGGAUGAAAUGGAAAGGCUUCUUCGGGUAGAGAAAUAUCUCUAUUCCCGUCAAACGCGAGCCAGAUUUUCUGCUUCGAGUAUAUUCAACGAUUUUGGCCUUCGAUAUUCCUUUUCUGUCAAGUACUUCGAUCAAUGUCACGAGCUACAAAACACUCUGGAGGAAAUUGAGAGGUGGGCAACACGGGAGAGACAGAUUAAACGCGAAGAACUCCGACGAAAAAAGGAGAACUACAAUGACCUAAUGCGAAUCUACAAUGAAAUCGAAUGCGAUUACAACGAAGCCAUUCCUCAUUACUCCAAUAAUUUCAGUGAACAACAGCACAGCCCCAUCUGCAAAAGGUGUAGCUACCGAAUCAGAGCUAACUCCUUAACAAUUAAUAUCCAUGAGUGGCCAUUGCCUAAAAACGUCUUGCAAGCUCAAUCCACAGUUUUUGAACUCAAGGUACCUCCAUUUUUUGGCCGUUGGCGCGACAUUACUAUCUUCGUGUUGUUAGAUGUUUUAAAAACCGAAUACUCUUCAAAAUCUAACCCGCGAUCACAUCAUCCUUUACGCACAUAUGCGGGUCUUAGGUCUUUCUUUAGCCCGUUCAGUGCGACACAACGUGUUUGUCUUUUGUCGGAGAACAAACCCCACAUAGCUACACACCGCCGUGGCAAGAAAAUCUCUGUUGCUACAGAAAGUGAAGUUUGUCCUGACAACGGUAUGCACUAUCGUUAUUUUGACAAUACAUUGGGUCUUUUUGUGGCAGGAAUCAGUGUUAGGGAGAAAGUUUCUGAGAGUUUCAUGUACACACUUCCUGUGCAGUCGCUAUCUCUUCAGAAAUUUCUUCAUCGCCCGUUCACAAGACCCAAUGGGCUACCACCCAACACUGUCAUAGCCGGCCAGUCCGAUUGUCCUGCCCACAUGUCGUUGGAUGAAUACAAGGCGCUAUGCACAAUACCUCUCGGCUGUCGAAUUCAGUGGCAAAAUAUCCUAUUGCAACUUUCCACAUCCACUAUUGACUUCAAAAAGAUAGAGACAGGUCUGGUAGUUCUUCAAUCAAUCUACCAAGCCGGACCUUCCUGCCACAGGAAUGUCCUUAGAGAUGGCCAUGAGAUCGUUGAUGACGACACUUUCGCCAACGUUCUUCUAGCAAGUCUAUUUGAUGCCUUACGGAGAGUUAGAGGGAACUGGGAAUCUUCUUGGGCACUGAGCACGUUUACGUCUUUGGCUAGGCGUUUGCUAACAUUAACUUCUACACAGCAAGUCAAGGAACAGUGUCUUGCCUAUUUAGCUUCUAUCCGAGUUACUACUGUCGACUGGCUCAAAUCUCUCAAAGACUACGCACAUCGGACAGCCAACGACAGCCACAGAGUAGACUUAACAUCAAAAGCCGUGGAGAUCGCUCUUAUUUAUACUGAUUCAUGCAAUGUCGAUCAGGAAUAUCUCGAUAAUCUAUUUUCCGAGCCAAAAACUGUUUCGGACUUCAUACAGUGCUCCAUUGUCAUCCAACAAGGUAGCAAUCGUCUUAGCAAGGCAUCCGAUCCCGCGAUCGCAUUACUAUACCAGCGCCGACUAUGCCUUUCAUACCGAUGUUACCCUAGUCUCGCAAAGCAAAUUGUAGCAGAUAGAUGGCCAUUAGACGACGCCAUAACGAAAUCCUGGUCAGCUUAUCGGCCAGGAGACGCCUGGCGAGUAGCCUCAGAAGAGCUCGACUAUUGGUUGCUCAGCAAGACAGCACCCGAUGGGAAUACCCAUUCACUUCCAAUUCAUUUCAAUCUCUUGACCGGCGAGCUGCUCGUAAACGGCCAUCCACUGUCCCGUCUACCUGCGAAGUACGAACAACAUCCCACAUACCAUACGCUUUUUGGGAAAUCUGCUCUGGAAGUCAUGCCCACUGCUGUACAGGGAAUGCAAUUUUCAGGAAAGAAGAAGUUUGCUGACUAUAUAUUGCACUUCGGUCUCAACGACUAUAUUCCUGAUGUCCCAAGCUCACGAAAAUACGACAUCUUGGUCCAAGCUGUUAAAGACGACCUGAAAUUCGAGCUGAUUCCCUCCAGGAUUUUGCGAGGGAUGUUCCCUGAGCAUUUUGUCGAAAAUUUCGUUCAGUGGUACGACAUGACCAAUGGUUGUGUAGAAUUUCGUCCUACUGAAGAUCCUUGGACUUCAUCCAUGAACAACUGGAGACUAAUGAAGUUCGGUUCCCGGUGGCGUUUGACAAGAAAUGGAACAUCUUUGAUUAGCAUUUGUAGCGAUACUUCAAACGAGAUCUCCGGUAUGCUUCUCCCGCUUGAGGAUUCUUCCCGUAUACAUAUCAUCUUCGACCAUGCGUUAUCGUCGGUGGAGGUUGAGCUUCCCAGACUACAGCUGGGAUUUUACCUUAAGCUAGGGGAUUCGUUUCUGAAGUCCAGAGAAUUUCGCGGAAUGGCUGUCGAUCGAGAUCAGUCGCUUGGUACCCUAGUCGGCCUUUACAAUAAACUCGUAUUGCAACAUGAGGACGGUAGUCGACAUUUUAUUCUACCUGAAGGGGCUGUAAGUUGCGUGAAAAAGGAAGCUCAUGUUAACGUCACCAUUGAGAAAGGCUCUGCCGCAAAAGCCCAUUUAUACUCCAUAAACAAUCAAAUUUGUGGGCUAAUUGACAAUGGGAGUUUACAGAGCAAAUUGCUUCUUUGUUAUCUCCAUGCUCUCACCUCAUUUUGCUUACCCGAUCCCUUGAUACGUAAUACCGGGACAGAAAAUGCCCUUUAUAUCUUACGCUCCGCGGCCGUCAGAUCUUUUGAUCAGCUAACUGAGGAGAAUGUCAAAAUCCUGGAGCAGAUUGCACGGUUGACCCCUAGAAGAAGAUAUUAUCCGGCAACAGAACGUGUGAUGCAGUCGGUUGAAUGGUCAUCAACCCUCGGCUUUAUGGCUCAGCAUGGUGAAUUCCAUAAGGCCGUUACAUCUAUAUUCGAACAAGCAGAUAGGAUGUCAAUAUUCCACCCGGAUCUUAAGCUUGAGCUGCUUCUUCCGGAUAGUGUUGAUAUAUACCUGUUGGAACGUGAUUCUAUCCGGUCGUCCAGUUUUCGUGGCCCUUCUUUUGGGGCUGGAGACCACACCAUCGCACAUGAUGUCAAAUACAAACCCAGAGAUCAGGGCCAGAACUCAGAAAGUGGAUGCAGAGCGUUUAUUAUCUCGAAUAUUGUAUAUCAUGGACGCACUACUCUUCAUUAUGCUGGCUCAACUGGAUUGGGAACCCAUCUUUGGAAAUUCCUUUCGAUGAUUCCCGAAAUAUUUGGACCUAACCAUGCGCUUCAAUCUUCCGAGCUAGUGUACGACAGCGCAUUCCUACUACAAUCGUCCGAAUUUAUCUCUCAGCAUUGGUGUGCUAUUCACCAAAUGUUUAGUCACGUAUUCACAGCGGCUGACAAAUUCCGUGUGAUGAUCUGGCUCUCUACGCUUGCUUUCGCCAAAGAUGCGGAUAUGAAAAUUGUUCAAGCAUUAGCCUUGUUUUUUACGGUGGCUGAGAUGGAUCGGAUUUCUGCUCCGUACGUGCGUCAUUUCAAUCUCCAAAAAGGUACAAACAUGAGCCAAGUCGGUUUGGAAGACGCUUUCCAAUCGUCAUUUCUUCCAAUUCAUCAUUGUCCUGAAGCGAAUCUGAUUCGCCGUCAAAACGAAUCCGAAAGUGCGUUCGCGAAACGCAAAAGCACAAGCUUUCAAAAUAACCGAAGCCGUGUUCGCAACAGAUUUUAUCAAGCACUAGCAUCUCAGUGGCCUUGUGAGACUCCUAGUGCCCCUGUUGAUGAUGCUGACCCAGCAUUUCAUCAAUAUCUUAAUAUACCAAAGUUCAUCCAAAUUGUAAAGCCUAAGUUCAAGAUUUGGUUCGACAACCAUUAUUUCAAGGAUUAUAUUCACCAAAUUGAGACCAUAAUUUCGCGUCAAAUGGUUGACCCAGUGGAUACCUCUUUGGUUAACUUUGUCAUUCCUGCACAGAAUAUCUCGAAAAAAUCUGGUUUCAUUAGCAAUGACGAUAUCUUCUCUUGUCCAGCACCUAUCUUAGAGUCCCGUCAUGUAACAGAUAUGUCCUGGCUACUGUCACCUGCCGCUAAUGUGAAACAAACAACCUGUCGCCUUAGUGCGCUGAUAACGCAGCUUGGUGCUCGAGCACACUCUAAUUACGAAAAGAAUUUCGUCAAUGAUCUGCGAGAGAGCUUCCGUUCCUUACAACAGGAUUUCGGGAAAGAUAGUCAUUGCUUACGGACAAAGGAUAAUGAUCUCAAACGCAUUCUUGUUCAACACCGUCGCCAAUGCCAGGAAGCUGUCGAUAAGAUCUACAAUGCACUGAUUUGUGCUGCGGCACCUGAACACAAAACAGGGCAUCCACACUCUUCACAGAGGUGCGUCGAUACAACUGCUAUGACCGAGCAGCGACCACGGUUAUCUCCAACCUUUUUCCUUCGGCAUCUCUCCAGUAAUCGGUGGCAGAAGAUAGGGGCAGACUGGAAGCGGUCCAUCGUUUACUACGGGAUUGCCCUCACUGAACUUCAACGAGCGGCGCGACUUGUGAGUUUAUCCGGCAACCACGCCGAUCUUAUUAAAGAAUUGUUGAAUUCUGGCCACACGAAUUGGGAUCCAUUUGAAUAUCCCGAGUCCUUACUUUUGGAAGUGGAGAGCGGCAUCAUGAUUCGAGAGGUGCAAGAACAGAUAGCCUCGCAGAUGAGAGAUCCUCAGUCCAAUAACAACGCCGUUCUGCAGCUGAACAUGGGUGAGGGAAAGUCAUCUGUAAUUGUUCCUAUCGUAGCUGCUGCUCUCGCAAAUGGGUCACGGUUAGUUCGUGUCAUAGUGGCUAAGCCACAAUCUCGACAAAUGUUCGAGAUGCUCGUCUCCAAGUUGGGGGGAUUGUUGGAUAGACGGGUUUAUCAUAUGCCGUUUUCCCGUGCACUGCAGAUUAGAGAACGAGAGGCAAAUAUGAUCGGCGAUCUUUAUCGUGAAUGCAUGUCAAAAGGCGGUAUCCUACUUGUUCAGCCCGAACAUAUUCUGUCGUUCGAGCUAAUGGGUCUCGGGUGCCUCAUUUCAGGCAAGGAAUCAAUAGGUCAUUCUUUGAUCAAAACACAAGAAUUCUUUGACGCGUUCUCUCGUGAUAUCGUGGACGAGAGUGAUGAAAACUUCAGUGUAAAAUUCGAGUUGGUUUACACCAUGGGCAUGCAGCGACCCGUUGAAUUUAGUCCCGAUCGUUGGAUAUAUAUUCAUAAAGUACUGGACAUUGUGAGGAAGUUUUCUGCCAGUGUGGCGAAACAUUUUCCUCCUUCGAUGGAAGUUCAUGAGCGCUGGCCGGGUAGCUUUCCCAGAACCCGGAUCCUCGGACAUGAUGCUCAACGACAUAUGUUUGAUCUUGUUGCACGGCAGAUAUGUAAAACAGGACUCAGGGGCUUCCCUAUUGCCAGACAACCAGAAGAUGUUAGACAAGCUGUGUUCAAAUACAUCACCGAACCUGAACUCACUCAGGACGAAGUUUGUCAAGUUGAAAAUCAGGGCUCAGGUGGAUUUUGGACAGAUGCAACAAGAAAUACACUUCUACUAUUACGAGGCCUUAUAGCUGGGGGAGUAUUGCGGUUUGCAUUGGGCCAGAAACGCUGGAGGGUAAAUUAUGGGCUUGACGCAACCAGGCAGCCUCCAACAAAGCUUGCAGUGCCGUACCGAGCAAAGGACAACCCCACCCCGCGAUCUGAAUUCAGCCACCCCGACGUUGUAAUAACUCUAACAUCGCUAAGCUACUAUUACGGCGGACUUGAGGAUGCCGAUUUGUUUGCAACAUUUUCCCAUCUUUUGAAAUCCGACCAAGCGGACAUUGAAUAUCAGGUGUGGAUGAGGGAUGCUCCACACUUGCCACCGGAUUUCCGUCGUCUUACGGGCAUAAACCUCAAAGAUCGCCUCCAAUGCCUCGAACGAAUAUUUCCAUUUAUUCGGCAUGCCAAGAGUGUCAUAGACUACUUUUUAGAACAUAUCGUCUUCCCAAAGGAGGUGAAGGAAUUCCCACACAAGCUGUCCGCAUCAGGCUGGAAUAUUGGAAGGAUAAAAUCCCAUCCGACAACCGGAUUUAGUGGGACAAAUGAUUCGAGGAAGACUCUCCCGCUUAGUGUAGAGCACCUGGAUCUUCCCCGGCAAAAGCAUACCAAUGCCUUGGUCCUGGAGCAUCUCCUGCGACCCGAAAAUUCUGUAUCCCUUAUGCAGCCACGAGAUGAGACCUCUAAUACGGAUGCGGAACGCCUACUAGCUAUGGUGGUAACAAUGGAGCCGGAAGUGCAAGUGAUUUUGGAUGUUGGGGCACAGAUCCUGGAGCUUAGCAAUUUAGGGGUCGCAAGGGAGUGGUUAAGGAUGGUGCCAAAUAAGGAGAAAAAGCAGGCUGUGGUGUUCUUUGACGAUCAUGACGAGAUUUCUGUUCUCGACCGGAGAGGUCACAUCGAACCGUUACAGACGUCUUCAUACGCUAAGCAACUUGAUUUAUGCCUCAUAUUUCUUGAUGAGGCUCACACGAGAGGGACGGAUCUAAAACUGCCGGACUACUAUCGAGCUGCAGUUACUUUAGGGGCAAAUUUGACAAAAGACCGACUGGUCCAGGCAUGUAUGAGAAUGAGAAAACUUGGCGAAGGCCAGUCCGUUAUAUUUUGUAUCCCAGGAGAGAUCAAGACCAAAAUUCUGGCACGUGCGAAUGCGGAAAACGUUUCAAUUAAUGUGUCAGAUGUCCUGAGUUGGGCUAUAUCUGAAACCUGCAUUGAUAUGCGACGGAGCAUUCCGCUUUGGGCUAUACAAGGUCAAAGAUAUGAACGUCACAGUUCACUUUGGGCUGAAUCCCGCACCAAGGCAAAGGUGCAAAUAUCGACGACACAAGCUGCACGAUUUCUUGAAGAGGAAUCCCAAACCCUUGAGGCCAGGUAUCGACCCAGUCCAAGCACUCUAGUGGCGUCCACUGGGAAAGUGAACAACAACAGAAACCUCAACCUCAUCAUGGAACGCUGUCGUGAAUUUGACAGUGCAGACCUCAACUCAGCCACACUCCAGGAGGAGCAGGAACGCGAGCUUUCCCCUGAGAAUGAGCAAGAGCGGCAGACUCAGAGACCACCUCCAGCCAAAGCUGCAGAGCAUCACAUCCACCGUGAUAUAAUAGAAUUCGUGUCUACUGGUAGGCUAAUUGAAAAAUCAAAAGCUUAUAAGCCUGCUUUUGAGAUAUUGCGCAACUCCAGUGCCGCCAAACAUAUUGACGUUUCUCAAUUCCCUGCUGGACUUCUCGUGAGCGCUGAUUUUGCCAACACAGUUCAAAUAUCCGGUGGUAAAUACAUUUCCGAUGCGUACCAGCGGCCAGUACAGUGGAUCCUGACAAACAUCACCGGCAGCUCAUCGAUUACAGUCCAGCACAUGAUCGUCAUAAGCCCAUAUGAAGCGCAGGAGCUCCUACCGGUAGUAAAACAGUCCGAGGUUACAACACUACACCUGUAUGCACCGCGCAUGAACAUGGGCUUUCGCGCGUUGGAUGGGCUGGAUUUGUUUACCAACCCUAAACAGCUAGUGGCAUGGGACCUGCCUCGCUACUUGGUCCUGCAGCUGAAUUUAUUUUCUGGGCAAUUGUACUUCAGCUCGUUCAAAGAAUAUGUGGAGGUGUGUGAGCUUCUCGGUCUUGCCUGGGAGGAGGAUAGAAGCGGUCAGGCGAUCGCUGCAGACGGGUUUAUUUUGAAGGGUAGUAGCAAGUCGAAUUUCGUCAACAGUCCUGUCAAGUUUCUAAAGGUAUUUUUGACGAAGGUUCGGAUGAAUUGUGAAGAGAUUGGGAAGACGCAUAUUGGAACAGUUUUGGAUGGUGGUUUGCUUCGUCCGGCAGAUUUUGGGGAGCCAGAGAAUGGAUGA